Thecamonas trahens ATCC 50062 is the source of this 1411-nucleotide messenger RNA. Its product is annotated as chaperone BCS1. NCBI's taxonomy places the organism in Eukaryota, Apusomonadida, Apusomonadidae. Gene Ontology annotation, cellular component: mitochondrial inner membrane. Gene Ontology annotation, molecular function: ATP binding; ATP hydrolysis activity. The transcript has a single exon. The coding region runs from base 95 to 1411 and encodes 438 amino acids. Gene Ontology annotation, biological process: mitochondrial respiratory chain complex III assembly; protein insertion into mitochondrial inner membrane from matrix. The record is from RefSeq and is a predicted model, not a curated record.
GAGGCCAGGAGAGCGAGGGCCAGGAGCGGAAGAGAACAAGUCUGCGAGCGAGAGCAAGAGCAAAGAGCACGAGCAGGCGGCAGAGGUGACGAGGAUGGAGGUGGUGCAGAGCCUCCUCGAUUCCAACCCGUACUUCUCGGCGGGAGCCGGGCUGGCGGGCAUCGGAGUGGCACUGACCAUGCUGCGGCGAGGGCUUAAUGUGGCGACACUUGUGGCCCAGCGGAAGCUCCUGGUGACGCUCGAGGUGACGUCCAAGGACAAGGCCUAUCCCUGGGUCCUCGCCUGGCUCAACGCAGAGGGCCGGGCCACCCAGCACGUCUCGGUGGAGACCAUCAUCCGGCAGAAGACCAACGGCUCGACAUCGACCGAGUAUCUGUACCAGCCACGGCCCGGACGGCACUUUUUCUUCCAUGAGGGCCGGCCGUUUAUGGUGGAGCGAACGCGCGAGAAGCAGAUGAUCGACAUGACGUCGGGCGCGCCGUGGGAGACGGUGACCAUCACCACGCCGGGCAUGUCGCAGCAAGACAUGUCGGUCUUCAACGACUUUCUGCGCAACGCCCAGAGCCUGGCCUCCAAGCGCGACGACGACAAGACCAUCAUCUACACCGCAUGGGGCACCGAGUGGCGGCCGUUUGGCCAUCCGCGCCGCAAGCGCCCACUGGACUCGGUCAUCCUAGACACCGACAAGGGCGAGUCGCUGGUGGGUGACGUCACCGAGUUCCUCCAGUCCUCGCAGUGGUACAUCGAGCGCGGCAUCCCUUACCGGCGCGGAUAUCUGCUUCACGGUCCGCCGGGCUGCGGCAAGUCGUCGUUUAUCACCGCGCUCGCCGGCGAGCUCGACUACGGCAUCUGCAUCCUCAACCUCAACGACCGCGGCAUGACCGACGACCGGCUCGCCUACGCGCUCUCCGAGGUCCCGCAACAGUGCAUUGUGCUCCUUGAGGACAUCGACGCGGCGUUCCCGGACCCGACUGCGUCGCGGAGGAUGGAGACCGACUCGUACCUCACCUUCUCGGGCCUGCUCAACACCCUGGACGGCGUGGCGUCGUCGGAGGACCGCCUCCUGUUCAUGACCACCAACCACCUGGACCGGCUGGAUCCAGCGCUCAUCCGCCCGGGUCGCGUCGACUACAUCGAGUACAUCGGCCACGCAACGACGCCGCAGGCCCGCAAGCUCUUCACCACCUUUUAUCCCGAGGCCAGCACUGCCGUGGCCGACGCGUGGGCCGACGCCACCGGCGAGGGGCGGUAUUCGGUUGCCACGCUGCAGGGCGUGCUGAUGCGGUACAAGGACGAGCCGACGCGGCUGGUGAGCGAGCUGGAGUCCGCACUCCCGCCGCCGCAAGUGCUCGCGGUCCCGGCGCUGCCGUCGAUGCAGAGCUUGACCGAGCCGGCGCCAGGCGAACUGUGA